Molecule: messenger RNA, 537 nt
Organism: Paraglomus brasilianum
Lineage: Eukaryota; Fungi; Glomeromycota; Glomeromycetes; Paraglomerales; Paraglomeraceae
Source: the annotation of a GenBank genome assembly
AUGGGUGAACAAUACGAAAUAAUCGAAGAAGCUUUGGAGAGUUUUGCAAAAACGUCAGAGGAUGUGAAAAAUUUCUGGGAAGAAAUGAAGCAAAAUAUUAUGAACAAGAAGAGAAUGAUGCUAAUAAGGACGAGUCAGCUACAUGUAGCCAAAAAAAGACGAAACGUUGACUAUAACAGUCAAGACGAGUACACUACACCCAAGAAACGAGCACUCGCAGAUGAUAAAUCAUAUGCGCCAUCCGGAACUAAUGAUAGUGUCGCGAUGAAUCCGGAUGAGGAGUGUGGAUCAAAAUUAAAUGUGGAAGAAAUUGGCUUUGACGAAUUCAUUGAUCAAGAGGACAAACCUGAGUAUAUCGCAUAUUUUUUAUUACAAGUUGACGACUAUUCCGGCAUGCAAAUAAAAACGGUUUCCAGAGAUACUCUUGAGGAUCUGAGAAAGGAUACCAGGACAAGGAUUUUUGGGAAGGAAAAAAUAUCUAAAGAAUUCAAAUCAACUUUUCAAGAAUAUGUCGAGACUGUUCUUGAUGGAAACUAA